AUGUCGACUGAUCUCAAUGAUUACACUAUCAUCAAGGAAGGAGAAGCCGAGAUUCUUAUGCAUGCUAAAAAUGAAGUCUUUUUCAACAAAACCCAGGUUAAUAACAGAGACAUGUCCAUAGCGGUCCUGAGGACAUUUAUAUCAAGAAGGAAGCAGGAAGAUGAGGCAUUGUUGUCUAAAAGAAACAAAUCAGCACCAAAGGCGCUUGAUAAGAAUGUUCCUUAUUCUGGCGUAGAAGAUAAACCCGCUGACUCUGAUAUGAAUAUUGAAAAAUCGAAUGAACAAGGGAUUGAAGAGAAAUUCAAUGAUGACCCAUGUACAACAUCAGAAGAACCGGUAAAGAUAGAGGGAAAAGUUCGAGGGGAGCUCAAACCUCCAAGAGUUCUAGAGGCCUUGUCUGCAUCUGGGUUAAGGGCUCUGAGAUAUGCUCGGGAAGUAAAAGGGAUUGGCCAAAUUGUUGCCUUAGACAAUGAUAAAGGGGCAGUUGAAGCUUGCCAGAGAAACAUAAAGUUCAAUGGCUCUGUAGCAUGUUCGAAAGUGGAAUCACAUCUUGCUGAUGCUCGAGUAUACAUGCUUACCCACCCAAAAGAAUUCGAUGUGGUUGAUCUCGAUCCUUAUGGUUCACCUUCUGUGUUCCUGGACUCUGCAGUUCAAUCUGUUGUCGAUGGGGGCAUGCUGAUGUGCACUGCAACUGAUAUGGCAGUCCUUUGUGGGGGUACUGGGGAGGUUUGCUAUUCCAAAUAUGGAUCAUAUCCCUUGAAAGGGAAAUAUUGCCAUGAAAUGGCUUUGAGGAUCCUCCUAGCCUGCAUUGAGAGUCAUGCGAACCGCUACAAACGUUAUAUUGUUCCUGUUCUGUCUGUCCAGAUGGACUUUUAUGUCCGUGUUUUUGUUCGUGUAUACUCUUCCGCAAGUGCGAUGAAGAAUACACCCCUUAAGCUCUCAUAUGUCUAUCAAUGCACUGGUUGUGAUUCUUUUCAUCUACAGUCUCUUGGGAGAACUGUUUCCAAGAAUACCAGUGUGAGGUAUCUCCCAGGCUUUGCACCUAUCGUCCCUCAAGAGUGUAGUGAUUGUGGGAAGAAAUUUAACAUGGGUGGACCUAUAUGGUCUGCUCCCAUCCAUGAUCAAGAUUGGGUAACUAACAUCCUAGCUGAUGUAAAAUCAAUGAAGGAUUUUUAUCCUGCCUACGAACGCAUCUCGGCUGUUUUGACUACAAUUUCAGAGGAAUUGCCUGAUGUCCCUCUAUUUUUGAGUCUGCACAACCUCUGUGCUACGCUAAAAUGCACUUCCCCUUCGGCGGUUAUUUUCCGCUCGGCUGUGAUCAAUGCGGGAUAUCGAAUUUCUGGAACUCAUGUAAAUCCGUUGGGACUAAAAUCGGAUGCUCCCAUGGAUGUCAUUUGGGACAUAAUGCGCUGCUGGGUUAAAAAUCAUCCAGUGAAGGCUCAACCGGCUGAUCAACCUGGAAGUGUGAUACUUGCCAAAGAACCGGUUCUUCAAGCAAAUUUUGCUCGAGCUGUUGCAUCCCUUAGCAAGGCGCAAGCUAAAAAGGUUGCUCGCUUCCUGCCAAAUCCCGAAAGGCACUGGGGGCCAAAGGUUAGGGCUGGUCGCCAAAUCACCAGCAAGCACAUCUCUCUUUUGGGUGAGGAUGCAGUAAAUGGAUGCCUCAAUGAUCAAGACAGUGAGCGUGAUGCCAAACGUCAAAAGACCGAGAAGUCGGAUGAUGAUGAUGCUAUCGCAGAACCAUAGAUCUAGGAGGGUAGCCUAGCCAAGGUGGUAGAAACUCGAUUGUUACUGUCUCAUCGCCUAGAAUUUGUCAUGGUUUAGUGGGUUAAAAUUCAUUGUUCUGUGACUAUAAUCCGUUUUGCAAAAUGCAGUUUCUGUUUGAUAACUAAUUAAAAUUUUUAAGCAAUUUAUUGAAGUUUUGGGGUGUUGGAA
This is a messenger RNA of Hibiscus syriacus, 1932 nucleotides long. Its product is annotated as probable tRNA (guanine(26)-N(2))-dimethyltransferase 1. The coding region runs from base 1 to 1743 and encodes 580 amino acids. Gene Ontology annotation, biological process: tRNA N2-guanine methylation. The record is from RefSeq and is a predicted model, not a curated record. NCBI's taxonomy places the organism in Eukaryota, Viridiplantae, Streptophyta, Magnoliopsida, Malvales, Malvaceae. The transcript has 12 exons. Gene Ontology annotation, cellular component: nucleus. Gene Ontology annotation, molecular function: RNA binding.